Andrographis paniculata is the source of this 3020-nucleotide messenger RNA. RefSeq names its product probable inactive leucine-rich repeat receptor-like protein kinase At3g03770. The transcript is spliced from 7 exons. Lineage: Eukaryota; Viridiplantae; Streptophyta; Magnoliopsida; Lamiales; Acanthaceae. The record is from RefSeq and is a predicted model, not a curated record. Gene Ontology annotation, molecular function: ATP binding; protein binding; protein kinase activity. Gene Ontology annotation, biological process: protein phosphorylation. The coding region runs from base 526 to 2862 and encodes 778 amino acids.
UUGUAAUUAAUGUCACUAGGUGUUUGUUGUUAAAUGUCAAUUCCCUCCAUUAUCAGCACUGCACUCACUGCUUCGAGUUCUUCCAUCUUCAGAAAUCAGUUGAGUUUUGGUAAUUUGCUGCAGCGCCAGCAGCUUCAUCUACAUAUUAAUUCCUCCAAUCGAAUCGAAUCGAAUCGAAUCUGUCCCCAUUAACCAUCCAGCCAUUCUCCUUGUCCUUUGUGUUUUUUGUUUCUGCAGGAAGGAAUAUCAACAUUAUUAUUUCGCCUUGUUCGUUUGCGUUCUGUGGUUUCUUUCUCCUCCUUUUAUGGUUUCUCUCGGCAUCUUAUCGCUUGCCUUUUGUAUUUUUCCCAGCCUUAGAUCCGACGCUCGCAGAAUUCUUCUAUGGUUUCGCAUGAAGAGAGGAGAGCAAUGAUGAAUGCUUCGAUGCUCUUUCCAGAGUUUGCUUUUAAAGUCCAGGAUUGGAUUUCCAACGGUUUUCUAGGGUUUUGCUGAAGCUCUACGGCAGCUUACCAGUAGGAAACUGAUAUGAAGAUGAGGAAUUCGACUAGUUUGAUUUCUGUAUUGCUUUCGUUGCUCUUGCUGGUUUGGAGAACUCAUCAAUUGCGAAGCUAUCAAGUGCAGGCUCUUCUUCAGCUGAGGAAGCAUCUCGAGUACCCAUCGCCUCUCAACGUUUGGGAGACCCACACAGGUGAUUUGUGCAGCUCCUCAUCUCCACCACACAUGAGCAUCAAAUGCGAAAACGACACCGUUACAGAGAUCAGCAUUACAGGUGAUAAGAACAUCGCCAAGGUGAUGAACGAAUUUAGGGGAUAUGCUAUCCCCAAUCAGACCUUAUCCCCAAUUUUCUCUAUCGAUUCCUUCGCUACUACUCUGGCAAGGCUGUCUAGCUUAAGAGUCGUAAGCUUAGUCUCAUUGGGUAUUUGGGGACCAUUACCUGAAAAAAUCCAUCGAUUGUAUUCGCUUGAAGCUCUAGACAUGAGUUCGAAUUACAUCUUCGGUUCAAUUCCUCCUGAAAUGUCGAGAAUGGUGAAGCUUAGGUCAUUGACCUUCGAUGGAAACUAUCUAAAUAACACAAUCCCUGAAUGGUUGGAUUCAUUGUCGAAUCUCACUGUAUUGAGCUUGAAGAACAACAAGUUGAAGAGUGAAGUUCCUUCAUCAGUUUCGAGAAUUACCACACUGACUGAGCUAGCUCUGUCAAACAACUUGCUUUCUGGGGAGUUACCCGAUCUGAGCGCCCUCUCUAAUCUACAAUUGCUGGAUUUGAGAAACAACAGCUUUAGAUCUGAAUUGCCUCCUCUGCCGAACGUGCUUGCUAAUAUUUUCCUUAGCAACAAUUCAUUCUCGGGUAGAAUACCGGAGCAGUUUGGCAAAAUGAAUGAACUGCAGCAUCUUGACCUGUCAGGGAACCAUCUGAUCGGAAUCCCACCGGUGCAGCUUUUCUCACUACCGAAUAUAAGUUACUUGAAUUUAUCAUCAAACACUCUUGGCGGAUCACUUCCGGGGAGCCUUACAUGCGGGGAUGCUCUAAGUCUUGUUGAUGUCUCCAACAACAGAUUUACUGGUGAGCUUCCAGGUUGUUUGAACACUAAUGGUGAGAACAGAGUAGUUAGAGUUUCUGGGAAUUGCUUCUCCAAAGAUGCUGAGAAUCAGCAUCCUGCUGCCUACUGCAAAGACCUCAAUAAGGGUGGAAAAGGAUCCACAAUGAGGGAAAUCAGCAUUCUAGCAAGUGUUGUAGGGGGUGUUGUUGUGAUCGUUGCAAUCGUAUUUGUUGUUGGUCUUCUGGUUUUCCGUAGAAGGCAAUGCAGAAGGGAGAGUUUUGUUUUGCACGUUGCACCGAAGGUUAAGCAAGAUCAUUCGCCCUCAGGAAUCUCCUCGGAACUAUUUGCAAAUGCCAGGCUCAAUUCUGAAGGCUCCAACAUGGGGAAUCAAAGUUCUCCACUCUAUAAGGUGUUUUCUGUAGGCGAAAUGGAAGAAGCCACAAAAAACUUCGAUCAAACUACAUUAUUGGGGGAGGGUUCUCUUGGAAAGGUUUACAAAGGAAGACUUGAAAAUGGCACCCUAGUCGCAAUACGAUCUUUGGCACUAUCCAGAAAAUACUCUAUCCAGAACCUCAAGUUGCGACUCGAUAUGCUAUCAAAGCUGUGUCAUCCUCACUUGGUUGGCCUUCUAGGCCAUUGCAUUGAUGGUGGAACGCAAGAGGACUCGACUAUACACAGAUUGCUCCUUGUGCACGAAUAUGUUCCUAAUGGAAGCUUGCGCUCGCACCUUUCAGAGGCAAGUCCAGAGAAGAUUCUCAAAUGGUCAGACAGAUUAUCUAUUCUAAUCGACGUAGCCAAGGCUGUCCAUUUUCUGCAUACCGGGGUCAUCCCACCUUGUCCGAACAAUCAAUUGAAGACAAACAAUAUACUGCUUGAUGAGCAUGGGGUUGCAAAGCUUAGUGAUUAUGGAAUGUCCAUUUUUAUGGAUGAAACUGAAAAAACUGAGGGAAAAGGAGACAUGGCUAAAUCAGGGCAAGUAGAGAAAUUGCAGGAUGAUGUGUAUGACUUUGGGUUCAUAUUAUUGGAAUCACUUGUGGGUCCGAAUCUAAAUGGGAAAAGAGAGGCAUUUCUGCUAAAUGAAAUGACAUCCUUCAGCAGCCAAGAUGGCAGGCGAAAAAUUGUUGAUCCUAUCGUGUUGACAACUAGCUCGCAGGAAUCUUUGUCAAUUGUGGUAUCCAUCACAAACAAAUGCAUAUCACCAGAGCCGUCUAGCCGGCCCUCGUUCGAGGGUGUCCUGUGGAACUUACAAUAUGCAGCUCAAGUGCAAACUGCAGCAGAUUCUGAUCAGAAAUCAGAGACUCUAUCCCCUCAGAGCUUCAGCUAAGGCAACCAUCGAAAACACACACACCUACAGCAACUCUGUUUUCUUUUCUAGAAUACCUUCACUGUUUUAUUGCAGCAGUGUUCAAUUGUAAAUGAAUUUUUGUUUUUGUUUUCAGUAUUGAUUCUGUUGGUUGUGUUAGAGAUUGGGUCAUGUAACAG